AUGGCCUCUUGCGAUUCUCUGGUGAAGCGAACAAUAGACGAUCCCGAACCGCUGGAGCCGUCAAAAAACCCAAGAGCUUUGGAUGCUUCUCCAGGGAUAAUAUCGCCAGAGCCUUCAUCAAGGAAUUCCUCCCGGAACUCCUCGAGAUCUAGCUCCCCAUCUAAAUUGAAAAAAUAUAUCUGUCACUAUGAGAAUUGCGGCAAGGCGUACGCCAAGCCGUCGCUACUAGAACAACAUCUCCGCACGCAUACGAAUGAACGGCCGUUUCACUGCUCUUCUUGUGGUCAGUCCUUUAUCAGAAAAGACCAUUUGCAGCGACAUAUGCUCAAACAUACUGACGAGGACGCCAAACCGCUGCAUUGCUCAAUUUGCGGCAAGGGCGUGAAUACAAACCAGCAUCUUCGACGACACGAAAAAACGCAUUAUAAGUCGUUCAAAUGCACUUAUGAAAAUUGCACCGAGUCAUUCUAUAAACACCAGUCUCUCAAAGCACACAUCAAUUCUGUUCACAAUUCAUCGCGCUUGAAGUGCGAAGAAUGCGGCAAGAGCUUCAGUCGCCCGGGCAGACUCUCCGAUCAUAUGGAAAAACACCACAGCGCCACUCCAAAGCUCAUUUGCGAGUAUCCCGGCUGUUUCAAAGCGUUCAAAGUGUGGUCGGCUCUGCAACUGCACACAAAAUCCGAGCAUUCCAAGCUCUCGUGCGACAUCUGUGGAAAACGCUGUGUGGGGCCAACAGGAUUGGCCAACCAUAUGAAGAUUCACGACGAAGCGACCGCCGUCAAGAUAUGGAAAUGCUCGCACUGCGAGGAAAGAUUUCAAAAGAAGGAGGAUCUGACACAGCAUUACGAGAAAAGCCAUCCGGACCACCAGAGCAACGAGGAGCUUCAGUACGUCUCCUCGACUCCCUCGCCGAUCGAUGAAGUGCCUGUAUCGAAGUCAACGAAGCAGACGUUCCAGAGACAGCUCAAGAAGGGCAGAAUCGGGUCUGUUUUCAACCUGCUGGUCUCCAACGUGAACGAACGCACCAUUUUGUGCCAUCUGUGCAGCAGAGGGUUCAAGAAGGAGUACGAUCUACGCAGACACCUGGAAUGGCACGAAAAAAAAGGCCAAUCUACGAUGAAUCAAUAG
Molecule: messenger RNA, 1128 nt
Organism: Ogataea haglerorum
Lineage: Eukaryota; Fungi; Ascomycota; Pichiomycetes; Pichiales; Pichiaceae
Exons: 1
Coding region: 1-1128 (375 amino acids)
Biological process (GO): regulation of transcription by RNA polymerase II
Molecular function (GO): RNA polymerase II cis-regulatory region sequence-specific DNA binding; DNA-binding transcription factor activity
Source: RefSeq, a predicted model, not a curated record